Messenger RNA from Juglans microcarpa x Juglans regia, 1224 nucleotides. RefSeq lists its product as uncharacterized. The record is from RefSeq and is a predicted model, not a curated record. Gene Ontology annotation, molecular function: zinc ion binding; nucleic acid binding. The transcript is spliced from 2 exons. The coding region runs from base 247 to 1224 and encodes 325 amino acids. NCBI's taxonomy places the organism in Eukaryota, Viridiplantae, Streptophyta, Magnoliopsida, Fagales, Juglandaceae.
ACAUCAGAAUAUUAGUCUCCAUGAUUCUCGCAUCUCCAUGAUUCUUGCACAUCCCACCAAUUUUGCUAUCCAAUAUUUGAUUUAUUUGUAACGGCACUAUUUGAUUUCUUUCCAUGUAAAGCAUCACCGUACAUAGCUAUAUAUUUUUGUAAAUCAUUCUCAAUGAAGAUAUAUGAAUCAAUUAGCCAAACUAAUGUUUAACAUGGUAUCAGGCCAAAACAGGUUCUGACUUACCUUUCCUUGCCGAUGGCUUCCUCAACCACCGAUCCUCCUCCAUCUUCUUCCCCAUAUCUCCUCCACCCCUCUGAUUCUCCUAGUCUUGUUCUGGUUUCCGGUCUCCUCACCGGUGACAAUUUUCCAAAAUGGCAGCGUGCUAUUCGCCGUGCACUCAACGCUAAACACAAGCUUUCUUUCGUUGAUGGCACUCUCAAUGCCCCUGCUAAAACAUCCCCUGAUUAUGCCCAAUGGAGCCGCACCAAAGACAUGGUCUUAACUUGGCUUCUCAACACAAUCACCCCUUCCCUAGCCAAUUCCUUGGACUAUCACGAUGAUCCUCGAGAUGUUUGGCUUGAUCUCGAAUCUCGUUUUAGCCAUGGAAAUAAUGCUCGCCUCUUCCAUCUUAAAAGAGAAAUAUCCAACCUUCAUCAAAACCAACUCUCUAUACCCGAUUACUACAACAGUAUCAAACAGCUUUGGGAUGAGUUGGGAAAUCUCCAACCCCUCACCGAUGCCACUACGUUGGAAAAAAGGGCUGAAGAUGAACGUGUCUUUCAAUUUCUUCUCGGCUUCAAUGAUUCCUACGCUGCUCUUCGGUCCCAAAUCCUUGCCACUGACCCUCUUCCAUCUCUGAAUAAAAUUUUUUCCAUCCUCUUUCAAGAGGAACAACAGAGGCUUCUUCAAGUAUCCCGUCUCCACCCAGAAAACAUUGCUCUUGCUGCUCGGAGUUCCCCUCAUCCACGGCCACCUCUCAAAUGCACCGAAUGCGGAAAGGAUGGCCACCUACGGAAUCGCUGCUGGCGUGUUAUCGGCUACCCCCCGGGCCGUGAACCACGCAACCCCCAAAGGCCAUCUCUGCUCGGGAAACCUCCCUCUGCCACCGUUCAUCUCGCUGCUUCCAACCCGGUUCCAGUUGGUCCUUCGUCCAGCCCGAUUCCAGGACUCUCCUCCGAAACCUAUCAACAGCUCAUGAAUCAAUUAGCCAAACUAAUGUUUAACAUGCUCUAA